AUGGCUGUUGGAAAAGAGAUAUUUAGAGAUAAAGUGAUGGAAGUUCUUAUUUUGUUGCAAGGAACUCAAAUGGAAACCAUUGAUCCCACCACAAGUUACAUGCUUCAAGUGUUGAUGUUGGGAGUACACCUUUGCUUUUCAGGGGAGACUGCAACUCCUACACCUACUCCAGCUUGUUUAACUGAUUCAGGAAAGAUUGCAAGGCAUACUUCAUUAAGGUACAUUCUUAAAGAACAAGAGAAUAAAGGUGGUGGUUCUUCUGUUCAGCAACAACAACAUCAAGUACAUGUCCCAGAUCAGAAGCCCAUGUCAUCAUCUGUUCAAACUAAAAAUGGUCCUUCAUGGGCUGAUUUUCCUCAACUUACAAAUCAAGGGAGUUGGGCUAAGAACACUCAUGGAAAAGAAACUUCUGGUAGGGCUAUGUGUCGACAGAAGUUUGGGAGUGGAAGACCUGUUGAAGCUUCUCUUUCAUCAUCUCCUUCAUUGAAGGGGAAAAGAGAUGUUAUGGCUAAACAUUCAGGAGGGGCGGUUCCGUCCAAAGGUUUUUCACAGUUUAUCAUGUUGCUUUGCAUGCUUGUGCAGAUCUUAAAGAUGUUCAGCUCUGAUGUUUACCCAAGACUUAAAGGUGUGCUUUCCCAAGUUCUUCCUAUUUUAGGGAAUGUUAAAGAUCAACAUAGACCAAUUUUUGCAAAUGCUUUCAGGUGCUGGUGUCAAGCUUGUUGGCAAUACAGUGUGGAGUACCCUCUUUCAUCAAUUCUUGAUAGUGAUGUCACGUGA
Lactuca saligna is the source of this 777-nucleotide messenger RNA. NCBI's taxonomy places the organism in Eukaryota, Viridiplantae, Streptophyta, Magnoliopsida, Asterales, Asteraceae. The record is from the annotation of a GenBank genome assembly.